AUGCAAUCUGGCCACCACAAACUCCAAAUCCAACGCCCGAACGAACACUUGCAAUUACCACCAUACGACCACAAACAACUGCCCGAGGAAGUAAUCACGCCUAACAAUGACCAAGGAAACGAUCAGAAGUCCAAAUCUGGAAAACUAGGAGCUGGAGCUAUUGCAGGAAUAAUUAUUGGCAUCCUCAUUAUUGCUGCCGUAUGCAUCGGGGCAUUUUUAAUCAUCAAGAAACAUCAAUUGAAAGUAGAAAAAGAUUCUGAAGACCAAGUUCAAUUUAUGAAUAUGGUUUAA
Molecule: messenger RNA, 291 nt
Organism: Trichomonas vaginalis G3
Lineage: Eukaryota; Parabasalia; Trichomonadida; Trichomonadidae
Exons: 1
Coding region: 1-291 (96 amino acids)
Source: RefSeq, a predicted model, not a curated record